Molecule: messenger RNA, 943 nt
Organism: Suillus discolor
Lineage: Eukaryota; Fungi; Basidiomycota; Agaricomycetes; Boletales; Suillaceae
Exons: 3
Source: RefSeq, a predicted model, not a curated record
GGAGCACGGUGGCUCGAACGCAAAGAGAAAAUACUGCGCCAUGACAAGUAUGUCAUCUGGCGACUUGCUGGUGAUGUCGAGUCUGAGCCCCACCAUUCACGUCCUCCAGAUAUGACCUUCCGCCGCCUUCAGACUAUGCCCAAACACCCUACUGCAAAAGCUGUCACUAUAGACAGAUUAGUUGAUGACUACGGCGCUACCUUUUUCCGCGAGGCACUUGCUCGCUAUAUCACACAGCUCAGGCAUGCCGAGGAUCCUAACCCCCUCCAUGAGCGAGCACUGGAAAUAUUGGCCCGCGACAUCCAUUUCCCGUUUCGAACGCUUCCUGUUUUCCACAAGAUCAAGUGGGUCUCCGUCGAUGCUCGUGGUCAUGGCGACGCAACCGUCACGUUAGAUUCAGUUCACGCAAGACCACAACGGAGAUCGGGUUCUGGUCUGCUGCCCCGUCGUUCAGACACAGUGCUGGUGAACCUUGGUGCGAAUACAGAAGCCGUUAGCGCAGGUAUAGAAGCACUCCGCGUUGGUCAAGUGCGAGUCGUUUUCUCACUACCUUCAAAAUCUCUCCCGCUCCUCUUUCCACCAACAGUCCAGGUUCCUAGCCACCUGGCUUAUAUCGAGUGGUUCUCGCCGUUUGCAUUGGCUCCCGAUCGACACCACGGCCUUUACAAGGUCUCGCGUUCCUUUCUUGGUGGCGCAAAAGUCGCAAGCAUUGUGCCAUUGUCGAAGAUCGUGCGGAGUGCCCAUCUUCUACCGAAUUUCGGUGCCGUCGUCCCGCGAGAGUGGUCCAGUGAUACAGUUCUAGAUGACUGUGACACUUUUUGGUUGAACUCGUAUCUAGAUAGAUUCACUUACUGUAUUUUCAAAUAAGUCUUGAUAAUUCCAUUGUACAUUAUCGUCUUCUAGCCAUUUUAUUCAAUUUUUGCCCAGGAGGCUUUUCCUGAUG